CACGUGGUGUCUCAUAGCUGCCCUCGGAACCCUCUGACCUGCAACGCCUGGAGAUAGGCAACCCAUGCGAUAGCUGGAGGGUUGCCUGCCUUCACGGCGCUAACUUCAAACUUCAGUUUCGGGGGUCGCAGCACAUGCCUGUCGCGUCAGUCCUUUCCAAUCCUUGCGAAAACUUUUUAACGUGUGAGUUAAUUGCAGCAUUUGGCACUCUUUCCCCCCUUGUUCUUCGGCUGGUUUACACCGUAAGGAAUUGAAGGUAAAGGUGCUGGCAGCCUUGCCGGCGGACGCACCUGCCAAGCGUGUGGGGUGGGGGUAGGGAUAACGCCUAGGCUAAGGGGAAGGUUCGAGGCGAUAGAAGAUAGGGAUGACUGCCAGGGGACAGAGGAUGGCUGCAGGAUCAUGGCCAGAGCCAGGGCGGCCAGGGCGAGGCCCACGUCAGAAGCCGUCCGUCCGGCGUCGAGAAGAGUUGGGGCUCUCAAGAGUCAAACAGAGCAAGCGUUUUAUGCAUGAAACAGACCGCGUUGCUUCUGGUUUCUCUGUUGGUCUCUAGCAAAGAGAUAAAUUGAACAUCUCGGCCGGCGGUCGAAAUGACGAUGGUGGACGUGGAGCGGGACGCCAGGUGGGGCGAGCUGCAGAGACUCAGGCAGCAAGGCGACUGGGAGGCGGCGCUGGCGGCGUGCUCGGCGCGCCACGACCCGCUGCUGCUGUGGCUGCAGCCCACCAUGGACAUCCUGAGGUUCAUCGGCGACGCGGCGCGCCGCCACGGCGUCCGGGACGUCAUCAGCGUGGGCUGCGGCUCGGGCCUGUUCGAGUGGCUACUCGCCAGCGCCACAGGCCUCGACGUCCUCGGCCUGGAGGUGAACCGCGGCUGGUGGGAGAGUCGCUACUCGCCGCCGACGUUCCUCCCGCUCGUGUUCCCGGACGAGGACGGUGACCAGUCGGCGGUGGAGGAAGCGCUGCGAGGACGCAGUGACUCCUGCCUCAUGUUCUGCUACUUUAACGACACGGCCGCCUUCCUGGAGUACCAACGGGCGUUCCGGGGACGGCUGCUGGUGGUGGCGGGGCCCGUCCACGCCAGCCACAUCGGGCACGCAGCCCCUUCCGCUCCCACCGCGCACUGCCACCCGCACCCCUUCUCCAAGGACAUCCCCAGCCCUUGGAAGCUGGACGCCUCCACGCCCAUCGGCAGCACGGGGGACUACGUGGCCGUCUACACGCGAUGAGAUGAGCAGUCCGCUCUCUCUUGACUCAGUCCAUUUUGCAUUCCAAAUGAGCAUCCAUCCCUUCAUGCAAGCAUUCGUCUGUGAUCUAGAAAUUCCCCGUCCUGCUGGUCAGGAUGUCAGGAACUAUCGCUUCCACUCAAAGACAAGGCAAUAUAGAGUUUUCAAAGUGUUAAA
Thrips palmi is the source of this 1397-nucleotide messenger RNA. RefSeq lists its product as uncharacterized. The record is from RefSeq and is a predicted model, not a curated record. The transcript has 5 exons. The coding region runs from base 588 to 1223 and encodes 211 amino acids. Lineage: Eukaryota; Metazoa; Arthropoda; Insecta; Thysanoptera; Thripidae.